Molecule: messenger RNA, 1421 nt
Organism: Lolium perenne
Lineage: Eukaryota; Viridiplantae; Streptophyta; Magnoliopsida; Poales; Poaceae
Source: RefSeq, a predicted model, not a curated record
UGGCGCCGCUCGGAAGGGCGCCACACAUCCACUUAUGUGUGGCGCCCGCGCCCGCCCCAGCCCGAGCUCUCCUCUCUUCUCCUCUCUGUUCUGGCGCAAGAAGAAGGCGGCCCGGCGGUUCCUACUCCUCCCCCCCUCUCCCCCCCACCAAAUCCACCACCAAAUCAUCAGAUCUGCCCGGCCAAUCUCUUCCCAAUCCCUUCCUCAAGGAUGGUGUGGCUCCUAGAUCAAGAGUAUGACAGGGAUCACCGGGCUUUUCAUAUGACGGAGAGGAGAAGGGUUCUUCACCCCUUGAAGAUUCGUUACCACGGCACAGUAAGUGAAAUGCCGUAUGACGAGAGGUACACGGAAUUCAUCCAGCCUACCGGUCUUCUCCCGUUCAUCACGCUUGUAAGCCGGGGGGGAGGCCGAACAUGAACACCGCGGCACUCACCGCCCUUGUCGACCGGUGGAGGCCGGAGACGCACACCUUCCACUUGAGAGCCGGCGAGAUGACCCCUACUCUUCAAAAUGUCUGCUAGAGAAAGUACUAACCAAAUGUCUUAUGUACGCAGUUGGACGAAGGUUGUCGCAGGACUGGGAGCGGCGGUAUUGGUGGAUGCUUGCUCCUACUUUCCGUAUGGAGCUGGGACCGCCUAUCAGUUGGGCGGCCCAGGAUACUCAACGCGAGGCCAUGGCCUCAUUACCGGAACAACCCUUAUCGGGAGCCCACUUGGGCAUACCUUUGGGACAAUGUCUCGGAGAUGACGAGCGAUCCAAUGGUCAUGUACAGGCACUACACUGAGGAGUUGGACACUCUUACCGCUGAGCAGGUAACCUUUCUGAAGCCAUCACUCUUUUGCAAUCCUAUUUCAUACAUUUCAUUGGCGUGUUGUAAAUUUUGAAAUAUUUGUAUGCUGCAGGUGGAUUGGGAGCCAUAUGGUACCUAUUACCGUAUUGGCGCGGCGAUGACUGACCUCAACCCCAAGUGCUUGGAGGAGGCGGGUUUCUGGCGUAUGCGGUGCCCACUCAUAUGCAUGUGGGCGGUUGAAUACCACCAGCUGCACAGAGUGAUGAGACAGUUCGGGUUGUAUCAGGAGUGCCCACCUGAGUGGCAAGACACGGACCACGCGCUCCAUAGGCUUGAUAGGCAGCGGCAGAGGAAGAUCACGAAUUGGCCUGUCCAUCAUAGGAUUCACGUGACAAUGUUCCAACACUGUUUGGAAGCAAUACGGAAUGGUGGACAUGUCGAGAUUGUCCCUCACGACUUGGCCGCUUUCAACAACUAUCUCCAAUGGUUUCAUCAAAGCACGCGUAUCGAGUUAGUGAACCACGCGUAUGAUGACGACAUCUUGGACGACCCCAUCGAGUUCGAUGAGGUUGCGCAAAGCCAGUACGACAUGACUGCUUGACAAGGGAGAUCGACUUCUAUUGCUUCCUCU